Molecule: messenger RNA, 1506 nt
Organism: Talaromyces rugulosus
Lineage: Eukaryota; Fungi; Ascomycota; Eurotiomycetes; Eurotiales; Trichocomaceae
Exons: 2
Coding region: 1-1506 (501 amino acids)
Biological process (GO): transmembrane transport; metal ion transport
Cellular component (GO): membrane
Molecular function (GO): metal ion transmembrane transporter activity
Source: RefSeq, a predicted model, not a curated record
AUGUUCGCAAAUUACGCCGACUACCUGGAAGGCAUUAAAGUCCAGAACUCUGGCUAUAUACAAUUUACACGCUCAAUGAGCAAAGACAACUGGGAAAACGCAAACCCUUGUGAUGUUUAUGUCGUGGACGCAUUGGAAAAUGGGACGCUAGGUCUCCGGUCUUUCGGGGUCCCUCAGCAUGGGCACCAUCCCAUACCUCCAUGGAAUAUUCUCGUUGAUCUGAACAAGCAUCUUCUCGAUCAGCCCAGUGACCUUAGUACACGUAUUAUUAUUGUACAGUGUCUUUCACCGAGUCAUGAUUUAAAAUUCGCUCCUGUCCACGUAAUGGACUUCCUCGGAGUCACAUACGACCUGGAUCCCAUUUUUCUAUGGUCGAUAUAUGAAAGUAUAAAAAACAGGGCAGAAUCGGUCGAUGUAGAUCGGUUGUCAUUUAGCGCGGAUUAUCUCGCACUGCACGUUGAAUUCCAGGGUGGUUCACCUGUUAGGGCAUGGGCCACAAUAACCAAAAAAAUCAUAAAUCACCAUUGUGUGAAAAUUGUCGUCAUAUUCCUCAAUCACCGCUGCGCAAAACUCGACCGGGAGCUUUACCCUACUGUUAAUCCGUUGAAAGGACUCAUAAAGGAAAGACUCCCCGGUUCCAAUUAUGCAUGGAAUUCUCAAAUCACGUUACAGAACGCAUUUGAGGUCUAUAAUGGGUCGCCCGGUGAUCGUGCUGCUCUCGGUGCUCCAGAAUCAGCCCACAUUAAAUUUCUAUUUUACGCUUGGAAAUCAAUGGACACGGAGACUGUUAAGCGUUUCAAUGAAGAGCCUGUAGAAUUCAUGACACCGUUGCUCACCUUGUUCCGACAAGCAUUCGCGGCUGAUCUGCAAAAUUUACGAUCCCAAUACCGGCCUAUAGCUGAGAAAACACACGCAACAGAGUCGCACGAAAUGUUGUUAGCGCUCUGGAUUCAAGCUCGGCGAGAUAUAGAGACAUUUUCUACAACUACACGAUCUAUCGAAGCAUACAUCUCCAAAAAAAUGAGGAAACAAAUCGAUGGCUUUAAACUGUCUGAAAUUGGGGAUGCUAUGAACGAUUAUAUUCGCAUAUUGGCACAAGCUAGAGAAGAUGAGGCCUACAUGAAAGAUAGACUUUCAGUGAAUGUUGGGACUCUUAGUUUAAUCGAGUCGCGAAACUCCAUUGCUCAAUCACGCUCGACCGGACGAGUGACAUUUUUAGCCUUCAUCUUCUUGCCACUGUCCUUAGUGACAUCGUUCUUUGGGAUGAACAUACAGGAACUGACUGGGAAUGGAUCGAGUGGCAACGCGUUUUGUGCCGCCGCGGUUUGCACAACAGCCUUCACAAUUUUUCUGUGGGGAUUGAUAAACUUCAUACUUCGCCUGGUGGAGGCGUGGAAAGAAUACGAUAGAGAGAUUGUGGAAAGUCGGUAUGAAUUGGAUGACUGUACAUUGACCAGAAUACGGGAAACAUGGAAAAAGGUCGUUCCAGAGAAAAAACGCCGGUGA